Gaeumannomyces tritici R3-111a-1 is the source of this 312-nucleotide messenger RNA. RefSeq lists its product as hypothetical. The record is from RefSeq and is a predicted model, not a curated record. Lineage: Eukaryota; Fungi; Ascomycota; Sordariomycetes; Magnaporthales; Magnaporthaceae. The coding region runs from base 1 to 312 and encodes 103 amino acids. The transcript has 2 exons.
AUGGCCCGGACGAAUCGGGGCUUCCCGGGGGUAUUUUCUUUGGGCUGGGUGAGCGAUGAUGCCCCACAGAGCGCCCGUUGGAUGUCGCCUCACCUCGCCCAGGCCCAAGUCCACGAUGGGGGCAUUACACGCGCGCUUGCUGUUGGGAAGACCAAGGCUGCGAUUGCCGCCAAUCAGGCACAGGCUCUCGCACCCGCACAGCCGCGGGGACCGGUGGAGAGAAGUCCCUGCCGUAAGAUGACGGAGGCGGAUGGGACGGGGCAGGUUGGAGAUGCCAAGUGGACGGGUGGUGGUGGCCUGUCGCAUCCCUGA